This is a messenger RNA of Drosophila erecta, 973 nucleotides long. RefSeq names its product serine protease 1 (gene sphinx1). Bases 1 to 762 code for a protein of 253 amino acids. The record is from RefSeq and is a predicted model, not a curated record. Gene Ontology annotation, biological process: proteolysis. The transcript is spliced from 2 exons. Gene Ontology annotation, molecular function: serine-type endopeptidase activity. NCBI's taxonomy places the organism in Eukaryota, Metazoa, Arthropoda, Insecta, Diptera, Drosophilidae.
AUGAAGCUUGUUGUGAUAUUGAUAGUUUUAUCACUAGCUGUUUCGGUCGGUGAAAAAUAUAAGUUAAGUCCUAGGAUAUCCGGGGGCUAUAGGGCCAAGACCUUUACAAUUAUAUACCUAGUUGGAAUCGUCUUCUUCAAAACUCUAAGAUCACCACUGUACCACGGAGCCGGCACCAUCAUUUCGAACCAAUGGAUCCUCACAGUCAAGCAUGUUCUGAAAUACAAAUACAUUGAGGUCCAUCUCGCAUCAAGAAGAUCGUAUAGGGGCUUUGAUAUUAUAAGGAUCUACAAGGAAAACUUCUACUUUCACUAUGAUAAAAAUCGCGAAAUCGCCCUGGUCAAGUGUCCCUACCAAAAGUUCGACUAUCGAAUAGGCCGGGUUCGCAUUCCAGCUUAUGGAACAAGAUACAAUCGAUUCCUCGGAAAUAUGACCAUGGUCUGUGGCUACGGAACCGAAAAACGAGAUGGUAAGAUUCCCGAAUGGAUGCAUUGCAUAGAAGUGGAGGUCAUUUCCAACGAGGAGUGCACCAAAUACUAUGCACCAUUGCAAUCGUAUGAGAUGUGCACCUCUGGAGAAGGCUUCAAAGGAGUUUGUGAGGGCGACGUUGGUGGAGCGGUGGUCACGAUGGGCCAAAAUCCCACCUUCAUUGGUAUUAUUUGGCUCAUGCCCUCCAACUGUAGCAUUGGAUAUCCAUCGGUUCACAUCCGCGUCAGCGAUCACAUAAAGUGGAUAAAGAGUAUAUCCGGUGUAGGAUUCUGAGAAGGAUAAACAAAUGAAUCAUAGAAAAACAGAAUGAAGCUUUCUGCAAACAAAGCAAUUAACAUAACUUCUGAAGAUGAACGAAUUGCUUAAUGUAGUUCAUGAAUAUUAAUACAAAUUAAUGUAAAAACUAAAUGGUUGUAAAUGUUCUGCAAAAUGUAGUAUGUUAUCUUUGAUUUGAUUAAAACACCUUAAACAACUGCCUCCAAAA